Molecule: messenger RNA, 4122 nt
Organism: Scophthalmus maximus (turbot)
Lineage: Eukaryota; Metazoa; Chordata; Actinopteri; Pleuronectiformes; Scophthalmidae
Gene: cfap92
Product: cilia and flagella associated protein 92 (putative)
Exons: 15
Coding region: 626-4012 (1128 amino acids)
Source: RefSeq, a predicted model, not a curated record
UUAAAAUCAGGAUUAAUACUAAUACACAUACUUGUCAGGACACUACAAUAAUUUCCCUGAAUUCAAUCUAUCAACCCAUUAAUAAUGGAGUAAUGGGGCUAUUUUGAGGUGACAGGCCAAUAGAUCAAAUCACUCAUUGUAAUAGACACUGGGGUACUGUAUAGGCCUGCAAUUGAGGGGUAACUGUAAUGUUAUUUAAUUAAAAUAAGAUGAUUUUAAACCCUUAAAAACCUUUUUAAACCAUUGAAUAUACUGUAUCACAAUCCACUUAAUUUACCCCAUACCCGAUGAAAAGUGCUUCCCUAAACAAUACUGAAUUUCUACCUGAAGCACCAAUGUAAAUCUAUCCCCAAUUUAAUAACAUCCCCAAUUUAAUGUGCCACUUUUGGCACAUAUCUUGAAAUUAAUGUGUUCAUCAAAGAAGUUUCUAUGAACUCUUGUUGAUGACUUUUGAAAUUAAAAGUGUUUUAGGUGUAUUUUCAAGGAUAAGGAAUGAUAGCUGCCAAUCGUGAAAUCAUAGCUCAUUUUUUUUAAAGAACAGUGUUUUUAAAGAUAAAUAUUACAGUGGGAUCGGACCUCAACAUGUCGGAGACAGACCUUUUGAAUUCACAGCCGGACUGUGACCAUGGAGAAUAAAAAACGGCGAGCGGUACGUCGUCCUGACGCGGAUUUGUCAUCCGUGGAUCGUGGUUUGGGUGAGGAUAUCACAUCACAAACAGACGACUGCUCCUAUUACAUCACAUGGACAGUUUUCAUCGCCCUCGCUGUUCCAAGAGCGGAAGACGCUGAUGUCCCGGCAGCUCCUGAAAGGCCCAAGAAGAAAAAAGACUUGUCUACUGGUUUGGUGAAAGCACAUAAAGCUCAGAGUUGCUAUCAUGUUGAGUACAAGUUGUUGCCAGGUGACACGGAGACGGUCAAAGUGGACUUACUCGUGUUUGGGCCAGUGGCAAAAAUGUACACCGACGAUGAGUUCAAGAUUGUGAAAACGUGGCAAGAAGGAGACCAGACAUGGUGCGGUUGGACCCACAGUUCUAACGUCAGAGUCAACAGGGACACGUUGAUCCGUCUCCCUGCUCAUCAGAUCAGGCUGAGGAUAUGGAACAGUAAGGACAGGCUGUCCAGCAGGGCCCGCUAUGAAAGACCGAAAGCCUUCAGGUGGGCACAGGAUCGGCCUGAGGAUGCAACAGACGCACGUGGUGAUGACGUCAAGACCAUGGUAGCCAAGCUGAGAGUCUUAUGUGAGACGAGGUCAAACUCAUCUAAAAAACAGAAAUGCUAUAUCAUGUUUGAUUCCGAUUCGAAUGCAGACUCAGAAGCAGACAAGAACUUGGCUCCUCAAGAGACAACAGGUUUUCAAAAACCCAAAACUGAUGCUUGUGACCUUGGGGACAUGAAAAAUAUCAGCUCCACAUCAGUUGAAGUCAGUCCCAUUCAUUUUCUGGCAGGUGAGACGUCAGUGACUGAACUCUUCCCUGUCUGCUCAUCGGGUGUAAUUGAGGUCAUGUGCAACAUUUCUCUGGACCGACCUCUAAUAUCUGACCAACUGAAAGCUGAACUCAAUCCACUGGUCAUCAGGAUUUUGUCAGCCAACUCCAUGCCUUCAACCCCGGUCCCUCUCCAUGUGCUACAGGAAAAAUGCAUGCCAGUCUAUUGCCAGUACAAGUGCCACACCUUGAGCACGCACAGAACAAACUAUCACGAGCACGGCACCAACGUCUACUUCCAAGACGUGAACGUGAUCCUGACUGGCCUGAUGAGUCCCCGCGAGCUGCAAGACUUCCUCACCAGUCCGCCUCUGCAGAUAGAGGUGCACGAUCGUGACCGGAAGUCGGAGGAAACACCGAAAACUCCAGCAAUGUGUGGUGUGGGGUCGGAUGAUGACAUGCAGAGCAACGCGUCAGCCUUCAAACAUGAAACGAUAGGUUUUAACUCCCACGGCAUUGCAAGCCUAAACCUGUCCGAGCUGCUGCUUGGGCAGAAAAGUCUAACGGUGGACCUGCCAAUCAAAUGUGGCCCUCCGCCUCCGAAGACGGCCAGGGAGAAAAGUGCAACGAAAAGGAAGAUGGCGGACACAGGUCAUAGCAGAGAUCCCAUGCCACAGGGCCAUUACUACGAUGCAAAUUCUAAGCUCAAAGUCAAAGUUGAGAUAGCCUGCCCACUGAAUGUCAAGGAUGACGGCAGUAGGUUCUACGACGGUCCAUUUGGGCGCCUCGUCUACCUCUUUGAUUACAACAACUUCUCUGUCAUGACCAAGCUGAGAUCAGAGAUCCUCAGAAUCAAUGCAUCCGCCUUCCGUCUGGGCUCACACUCAUUGGAACAUAUAGACAGGGUUCUAUCAAAUAACAAACGCCUAAUGAAUUUCCAGCAGGAUGAGAGCACUGAUCUGGACUUCGUUACAGGGUUCCAUGUGCUAGAUAAGAGGACGCACAUCUUUGUUCUUGAAGGGCUGAAACAUAAAGCAGUGAGGCGACUCUGGGAGGCGGUUCCCAUGAAGUUAAGUGGGAGUGAGGAAGAGCAGGUGAUUGCCCUCUACAAUUCCAACCUGGGUUUCUUCAAGCGCAUCUACGACUCAUUAGAUGUGAGUUUGAGUCCCAUCCAUCUACUUGCGUCACUGCAGAGCAUCAUGAGUCAGCCCCUGGUCUACGUCAGAGGCAUUAUACCCCAACCCUGCUUCCAGGCUUUGUCAAGGUUAAACCAGCUGUGUCAAGUUAGGCAACUCAAAGAUGUGGUGCAGUACAACCUCUUCCCCUCAGCCGACAUGAUUGUCAGCAUGAGCAAGGAAUAUGGCACAUCUGGUGCGCAGUGGGAGCAAAAAAAAGCCGGAGCAGACACUGAGCGGGACGUCCCCACUCUGCCCGUCAGGAUGAAAAGACACGCGCCGCUCGACACCGACAACUGGGAAUACAUCAGAUGGAAAGACAACUUCCAGCAGAUGCCGUGUCAACACCUCAAGGACUUCGUCCAGGACAAUAUCCAGAAGGUGCAAGACCAGAGCGAGCAGCUGCAGAGGCCAAAGGCUGCAACGUUAGGGAUGGAUCAGGCUGCAACCAGGCCGGCACACAACUACAGCAUCCAGACCUUUAACUCCAAUCAGCAGGCCAGGGAGCUGCUCCACAAAGAGAUGGCAAAGGCGCCCGGACGGAGGUUCACCUACAGUCAGCAGUACCACAGUGCAACGGUGGAGCUUGGAGACAGGACACCUAAGAAUUACUCCAGGUCCGCGGUUGCCUCCAUGGUUUGGAACAAAGUUCUGAGCAGUGACAGGUCCAGGGUGUACCCCAGACACCCGGAUGAGGCUCGUGCGGAAGAGCUGAGGAAGCCGUGGAGAGAGAACAUCCUUCAUGCCAACACACUGGAGCCCACCCUUUUACGGAACCCGUGGGUCUGGAACCAGCGCCAUCAGGACUUUCAGCUCUACAGAAAACCUCACCCUUUCUUCAGCCCGUCUCCUGUCACCAUUCACCUGGCUGGAGAGACUCUGCGGGAGGAGCAGCUCGAGGCAGCCAGAGCUCAGUACCGUCGCUGGCUCAGCAAGCUGCUUCCUGGCGGCAGCGCCGACCGACCAGACAGCGGGCCCGUCCCGGAAUUCAAGUGUCACAUGGGAGGAAGCUCGGAGACGUUUCAGGAUAUACUGAAAGAUGAACCCGAGAAGUAUUCACUGAGGACACCAGGCCUGAUGCUGCAGCCUUUGCCUCAACUGUCUGUGAUGAACUGGGCUGACGACACAGCGGAGGCUCAGGCUCUGGCUCCGGGCCCCUGCUUGGACUGCGGCCUCCGCAGCAAAAACAACGCCAUCCCCAGACACGCCUCUCUUUCCAACAAGGACCAACGCAUUGGAUUCAGUGAGCAGCGUUCCUUCCGUUACAAGCGGACUGCCCUGCCUCUGACAGACGAAGAGAAGAGCAUCUUCACCUUUCAAAAGCGUGAACCGGACAAGGAGACGCGCACAUCAGUCGCCCAGCCUCUCAGGAAUACAUCCGAAGAAGGAACCCACAAAAACUGGACCUUGUAAACCAAAUGGGCUCAUUAGCAUGAAAACUACUGUCUUGUACAAUAAGUCACUGUCGCUUUAAAAUGAAAGAGCAUGUCAGACAGAACUUAAUAAAAUGCCACCAGAGAGGA